AUGGUUGCAGCCGUAGUGGACUCAUGGCCGAACGACGCUGGAUUUGAUAACAACUACGAAGAACACAAGCCGGUCGAGCUCGUAGUCAAGGGCAACAUUCCGACUUAUGCAGCAGGCGUUCUAUAUCGUACAGGUCCACUCGGAUAUAAAGCAAAGACAGAUGAUGGCAAGAUUUGGGCAGCAAAACACUGGUUCGACGGGUUUUCCUGUGUUCACCGCUUCCAGGUCGACUUCCUAAAGGAAGAUGGGCCAGCCAAGGUUCAAUACCGCUCACGACGCAUAGUAGAUGAGUAUCUCGAGGUCGUUCGCAAGACUGGCAAACUUGACAGUGUUACUUUCGCCUCGAAGCGUGAUCCUUGUGAGAGUUUUUUCAAGAAAGUUAUGAGCAUCUUCUACGCUUCACAGGCUACACGAAAUGCACGCAAUGCACAUAACGUUGGAGUUACACUAUCCAUCAACAUGCCGGGUGGAGGCUAUGUGAAGAAUCCUGAAAAGCCAUCGAUUAAUGGACACACCAACCACAUUGAAACCCUUCAUGCAAAGACGGAUGCAUUUCUACUUAACAAAAUCGACCCCGAAACCCUUGAACCGCAAGGCAUCGCAACUCAAACAGUGCUUCAUCCUGAACUCAAAGGUCCCAUGUCAGCCGCUCACGCAAAAUCAGACCCUGAGACUGGUGACAUCUUUAAUUUCAACCUCGACCUCGGAUACAAGAGCACAUACCGUGUUUUCCGCACCUCGGCUUCAACAGGUAAAACCGAAAUACUCGCCAGAUUCAAUGGCAAACCAGCGUACAUUCACUCCCUAUUCCUCACUGAGAACUACGUCGUUCUCUGUGUGUGGAAUAGUCAUAUUACAUGGAGCGGCAUCUCGCUUCUCUACAAAAAGAACAUUGUCGACUCCAUUGCGCCUUUCGACCCCAAGUCCAAGGCAAUGUGGUAUGUCGUAGACCGCACACAUGGAAAGGGACUCGUAGCGACGUAUGAAAGCGACCCGUUUUUCUGCUUUCACAGCGUGAAUGCAUGGGAAGAACCGGAUGAGACGGAUCCUAAGAAAACCGACAUCAUCACAGAACUCAGCAUGUUCGAGAACACAGACGUCAUUCAUCGGUUCUAUUACGAUAACUUGGUCUCAUCGAUCGCGAACCCGGAGUACAUGGGUAAGAAGCGGACGUCUUGUUUGCCCAUGCAGACGCAGUUCCGCCUACCACGUGUCAAUGUCAGUGUCAGUACAGGCAACCCUAGGCCUGCGGAAAUCGUCUUCCAAGCGGACAAGAUGAUAUCAAUGGAACUCCCCACAAUCAACCCUUCUUACCUUACGCACCGACAUCGCUAUUCUUAUGGCUGUGCCGACCGCCUCAAGUCAUCCUUCAUGGACGGCAUUGUCAAGUUCGACAACUUGACUCAAAAGAGUAUCUUCUGGGAAGUAGAGGGUCACACACCAGGUGAGCCUAUCUUCGUGGCGGAUCCUGAGGGCAAAGCAGAAGAUGAUGGCGUGCUCUUGACGGUGGUGCUGGAUGGGUACGUAGAGAGGAGUUACUUGUUAGCUCUAGACGCAAGUAGUCUAAAGGAAGUAGGAAGAGCGGAGAUGGCUGGACCUAUGGCCUUCGGCUUUCAUGGCGCAUACAAAGCGUUCGAGAGGAGAUAUGCCGGGGACAUCUAA
Messenger RNA from Cucurbitaria berberidis CBS 394.84, 1662 nucleotides. Its product is annotated as beta,beta-carotene 9',10'-dioxygenase. The transcript has 2 exons. Bases 1 to 1662 code for a protein of 553 amino acids. The record is from RefSeq and is a predicted model, not a curated record. Gene Ontology annotation, biological process: carotene catabolic process. Gene Ontology annotation, molecular function: carotenoid dioxygenase activity. NCBI's taxonomy places the organism in Eukaryota, Fungi, Ascomycota, Dothideomycetes, Pleosporales, Cucurbitariaceae.